CCUUCAGGGUCUGGCAUGGCUCACCUGAUGACAGCUCAGUUGCUGCUCCUGCUGAUAUGGGUGGCCCAAUCAACAACUACUCGGGCCAGAACUGACCUGCUCAAUGUUUGCAUGGAUGCCAAGCACCACAAAGAAAAGCCAGGCCCUGAGGACAAUUUACACAACCAGUGCAGUCCCUGGAAGAAGAAUUCCUGCUGUUCCACCAACACAAGCCAGGAAGCCCACAAGGACAUUUCCUACCUGUACCGAUUCAACUGGGACCACUGUGGAAAGAUGACAUCGGAAUGCAAACGGCAUUUUAUCCAGGAUACCUGUCUCUAUGAGUGUUCUCCUAACCUGGGACCCUGGAUUCAGCAGGUGGACCAGAGCUGGCGCAAAGAGCGAAUCCUUGAUGUUCCCCUGUGCAAUGAGGACUGUCAGCGAUGGUGGGAGGACUGCCACACCUCUUUCACUUGCAAGAGCAACUGGCACAAGGGAUGGGACUGGACCUCAGGGCAUAACCAGUGCCCUGUGGGAGCCUCCUGUCACCCCUUCGACUUCUAUUUCCCUACACCUGCUGCUCUGUGUGAGGAAAUCUGGAGUCACUCCUACAAACUCAGCAACUACAGCCGGGGGAGUGGCCGCUGCAUCCAGAUGUGGUUCGACCCAGCCCAAGGCAACCCCAACGAGGAGGUGGCAAGGUUCUACGCAGAGGCCAUGAGUGGAGCUGGGUUUCAUGGGGCCUGGCCACUAAUGUGCAGCCUGUCCUUAGUGCUGCUCUGCGCAUUCAGCCUAGCUCCUUUUACCUUGUGAUGCCGAGGACCUUCCUGCCUGGCUUAGCCUCCCAGCUCCCAGCCUCCCUUGUGGUGGGGCCUCUGACUGUUUAAAUAAACCAGACAUUCAACAUC
This is a messenger RNA of Phodopus roborovskii (desert hamster), 887 nucleotides long. Its product is annotated as folate receptor alpha. Gene Ontology annotation, biological process: fusion of sperm to egg plasma membrane involved in single fertilization; cell adhesion; sperm-egg recognition. The coding region runs from base 16 to 792 and encodes 258 amino acids. The record is from RefSeq and is a predicted model, not a curated record. Gene Ontology annotation, molecular function: signaling receptor activity. Gene Ontology annotation, cellular component: external side of plasma membrane. NCBI's taxonomy places the organism in Eukaryota, Metazoa, Chordata, Mammalia, Rodentia, Cricetidae. The transcript has 4 exons.